AUGUCGACUGCUGUUCCAACCCAAGGGCCUGUGGAGGCGCGCUCGCUCUCGUCAAUCACCACCAUCGCAUCAAAUCCCCCCGCCUAUCCGCGCAAUCCCACCCACGAGAAGCUCGACCCUGUAUCCGCAGAGGCAAUCAAUGCAUCCCUCUACUAUGUCCAUGUCGCAACCCCCGAAGACGAUGCCUUGUUAGAAGAGGUGGAGCAAGAGCGCGAGGAAGAAGCCCAGCGAAAGAGGGAGGCAUUGGACGCUGCGGCUGAGGAGGACCCCUCGCAACGCGACUUUGUUCGAAUGAACAAUGUUCGCCGGAAGCCAGUUGGAGGACAAGAAUCUGCACAAGAGCCUCCUGCGCUGCCUCCAAAAGUACCAUUGGAGCAUGAACCUCCGCAGCAAGAUGCGCCCCCGCCGCUUCCACAGAGACCGCUUCCUAUGCCUGCGGUUUCGGCGGAGAAUAUGUCAUUCGCAGGUACACCAAUAGCCAUUGCGCAGUCAUUUUUUGAGGGUGGGACAGAAGCAGCCUUGGUGGAAUCAGCAGACAAGCCAGGACUCCCACGACGACCGCUUCCUCCGCUGCCUCCCAGUGAAGAGCCGUUUGGUUCACGCCCCGAAGAGCCAAUCAGGAAAACAAAUCGAUGGAGCAAUUUCGCAGAUGGCUUGCAUGGGAAGGGUUUCGAUGCGUGGAAGGAGAAGUACGAUUCGUUCUCAGCGGGUGGACGUCAUAGCCUCGAUUCCAACAGACCCCAAUUACCGUCGCGUCCAUCAGGAGAACGGCCCUGGUCAACACAUAGCCCAGGACAAUCCCCGACCCGCCAACGCAAGCAAAACCGAGCCCCUCCAAGUAACGCAGGCUUCACUAUUACUCUCAUCCGGCGUGAUCCUACUUCGGGUACGCAGUGGAAUGUCGCAACUAUUUCAACUCCGCGCGCGGACUCCAGUGCAAUCGAUAUCGAGAUAUCUACACCAGGAUAUAAUCGAUUCAAUGGGUCGCAGGAACCUUUCUCGUUGGCUAGUCUCAGGCGCUAA
This is a messenger RNA of Penicillium waksmanii, 1023 nucleotides long. RefSeq lists its product as uncharacterized. The transcript is spliced from 2 exons. The record is from RefSeq and is a predicted model, not a curated record. NCBI's taxonomy places the organism in Eukaryota, Fungi, Ascomycota, Eurotiomycetes, Eurotiales, Aspergillaceae. The coding region runs from base 1 to 1023 and encodes 340 amino acids.